Molecule: messenger RNA, 3514 nt
Organism: Sorex araneus (European shrew)
Lineage: Eukaryota; Metazoa; Chordata; Mammalia; Eulipotyphla; Soricidae
Gene: DYNC2I1
Product: dynein 2 intermediate chain 1
Exons: 25
Coding region: 170-3328 (1052 amino acids)
Biological process (GO): intraciliary transport
Cellular component (GO): cytoplasmic dynein complex
Molecular function (GO): dynein heavy chain binding; dynein light chain binding
Source: RefSeq, a predicted model, not a curated record
CGGGCCGGCGGGGCUCGGUCGCGGGUCGCGCCGGCCGGUUGCUAGGAGACGGGGUCGCGCAGGCGCGCUGGGGGCCGCGGGGCAUGCCGGGCCGGCGGGGCUCCGUGCGGCGCGCUAGGCCCGUUGCUAGGAGGCGGGACGCCGCGGCCCGGCGGGGCCCGGAGCAGCCAUGGAGCCCGGGAAGAGAAGGACCAGAGACGACACCUGGAAAGCAGACGACCUCAGGAAACACCUCUGGGCCGCUCAGUCCGGGGCUCGCAGGGACGACAAGAAGCACCGAGAGAAGAAGCUGCGCAAGGAGUCAGACCCCGAGAGCCUGGAGCAGCGCGAGCACAGGCCCCGGGACCCGGAGUCCAAGGGCAGGGCGGCCCAGAGAGACGGCCACGCGCUCUGGGAGAGCGGCAGCGAGCGAGACAGAGAGAAGCCCCGCGAGAGGAGGAAGGAGGCGCGGGAGCGGGACCGGGAUAAGCGGAAGGAGCGGCGGGAGCUGGAGGCAGAUCCUCGCCGGGAGCGGGAGCGGGAGCGGGAGCAGCGCGGCCGGAAGGAGGAGGCGUGGCAGAGCCCGCACCGCGGCCUGGGCCGGCAGCUGCUGGAGCGCGCCGAGCGGAAGGGCCGCUCAGUGAGUAAAGCACGGAAUGAAGAUGACAGGAGAGAUGGAGACUCUGAAAGAGGGGAUGAGGAGAGAGAGAGGAGAUACCGGGAACGGAAGCUGCAGUACGGCGACAGCAAGGACAACCCCCUCAAGUACUGGCUGUAUAAGGAGGAGGGGGAGCGGAGACACCGCCGGCACCGGGAGCGGAGGGAGAAGCGCUCCAAGGACAAGAGCAGCUCCUUCUCGGACAGGGAGGGCGAGGAGAGGCCCCGGGAGCGGCGGCACAAGGACGGCUCCCACGGGGACAGGGAGAGGCACCGCGGCAGCGGCGAGAGGAAGGAGCGACCGUCCAAGGACGAGCACCGGAGGAGGGAGGCCAAGAAUGGGGAGCACAGGAGCCGGGGGGCACGGCAGGACCACAGCAGUAGCCGGCACGUGGAGAAUCUCGGAAAGAGCAGUGGAAAAGAUAAAGACAAAAAGAGAAAGCACAGCCGAGAGGAGGCCUCUGUGGUGUGGAAGGCGGCUCCCAGGCCCGGCAGUGAGGAGUACUUGGAAAUUGAAAAGGAAGACACUGAUGUAGAAAAUGCUGGAGCUGAUGAGUAUACACCCAGCUUUGAGGAUGAUUUUGAAGACUAUGUAGAUGACUUUGAAGUUUGUGACGGAGAUGAUGACGAGAGCACCAACGAAGCAGAGUCAAAAGAAAAAUGUGAGGAACUUCCUCCCGCCAAGCGGAAGGAGAUACAAGAGAUACAGAAAGCCAUCAAUGCGGAAAACGAGCGCAUCAGCGAGCUGUCCUUGAAGCUGCUCAGGAAGCAUGCUCACCUGGACGGCGAGCAGGAGUCAGGAGCAGCGAGUUUCCCCGAGUCACCCGGCUCCUCUCCUGGUGCAGAGGCCAGCACUUCUCCCUCCAGAGCCUCGGGCUGUGGCAUCUUCAUGGAUUUCGCAACGGCCUCACACCGGCAGAAGAGUCGCUCUCAGGCCCUGAAGCAAAAGACACGCAGCACAAAGCUGCUUCGCCUGAUCGACUUGGACUUCUCAUUCACGUUCUCCCUCAUGGACCUGCCGCCGGUCAGCGAGUACGACAUGUACAUCAGGAACUUCGGGAAGAAGAAUACCAAGCAGGCUUACGUUCAGUACAACGAAGACAGCGUGGACAGGGACAUUCAGACCGAGGAGGUCGAGAGCCGGGAGGCGUGGACCCAGCACCCUGCCGAGGGCGCGGCUGUGUGCGGCGGUAGCGAGACUCGGGAUCCGGCUGAUGCCUCAGUGGUGCUGAAGAUCGACACGCCACGGCUGUCUGCCUUUCUGCGGUCAGCUUGUCAGGUGAUUUCAGUUUUGCUGGAAGAGGAUCGAGUGGCCCGGGAGCCCAGCUGGAGCCAGGGGGCGCAGGACUGCACCCUGCCGCUCAGUGAAAGCGCCUUUGUGCUGAACACCAGCCUGCCCUUCCUCCAGGGUCGGCCGGUGUCCUGCCUGCACGCCUCUCUGGUCCAGCGGCAGACGGUGGUGUCUGUGCACGGCCUCCCCGCGCAGAACUCGGGCCAGGCGCUGGACAGCAGGCACGUGCUCUGCGUCUGGGAUCUCUGGCAGCCCUCGGGGCCCCAGAAGGUCCUGAUAUGUGAGUCGCAGGUGACCUGUUGCUGCUUCUCCCCCUUCAAACCGUUUCUGCUGUUUGCGGGCACAGCUCACGGCUCAGUGGUGGUGUGGGACCUCAGGGAGGACUCAAGACUUCAUCACCACAUGAAGCUGAGUGGCUGCCUCUGGACCUUCCGGAUGUCCACCUUCUCCACUGAUGGCACCCUCACGUCCGUGAGCCACCGGAGCCCACUGCAGGCCAUCGAGCCCGUGUCCACGGCCGUCUACAGGAAGCAGAGCCUUGUGCUGUCCCCCUUCUCCACUCAGGAAGAGAUGUCGGGCUUGUCCUUCCACGUGGCGUCUUUGGACGAGAGUGGCGUUCUCAACGUGUGGGUGGUGGUGGAAUUACCAAAGGCAGAUCUUGCAGGUUCAAUAAGUGACUUAGGGUUGAUCCCGGGAGGAAGGGUGAAGCUGGUGCACAGCACAGUGAUUCGGCUGACCAGGAGCCUUUUCCAGAGAGGCUUUGAGUGCUGGGGCCCAAUGCAGACACUGAAUGUGAAGUUCCUGCCUUCAGACCCGAAUCACUUCAUCGUUGGCACAGAUAUGGGUAUCAUCAGCCACGGCACAAGACAAGAUCUGAGAGUCUCCCCUAGAAUGUUCAAGCCUCAACAGCAUGGCGUGAGGGCUGCCAAGGUCAGCGUGAUCGAGUUCUCGCCGUUUGGAGAGCCUGUGUUCCUGGCUGGCUGUUCUGAUGGCAGCAUCCGGCUGCACCAGCUGACAUCGGAGCGCCCCCUGCUGCAGUGGGACCACAGCACUGAAGGCCAUGCUGUCACCCGCUUGCAGUGGUCCCUGACCAGGCCGGCCGUGUUUCUGGUCCAGGACGACACUUCCUGCCUUUAUAUCUGGGACCUCCUAAAAAAUGAUUUGGGUCCCGUGGCCAAACAGCCCAUCUCUCCAGACAAGUUGGUGGCCAUGACCCUUAUGGGAGAGUCAGAACGGCCUGGCGGUGCUUUCCUGGCCCUGGUGCUGGCCAGAGCCUCCGGCAGCAUGGACAUCCAGUACUUGAAGAGGGAGUGGGCUGUCCCGGUGCCCAAUGAGCAGGAAAAGCUUCGUCUGCUUUUGCAGGAGGUCCCUUGCAGAGGGGACAAGUGGAGACGGGUGUGAGGCCACCUCUGAGUACAGGACCAUGACAUUUUAAAGUUUUACAAGAUUUAUAAGUUUUACCCAGAGACUCACUGCGUGUCCUGGCACUGUCUGCUCCAAUCUGUACAAUUUGUAUAUAACUCAGUCACAGAAAAGUGCUUUGGCUCUGUCAAUAAAUCACUAUUUUUGAAUGAAACAGACAUCAGU